This is a messenger RNA of Alosa sapidissima (American shad), 4107 nucleotides long. Its product is annotated as sortilin. The coding region runs from base 261 to 2747 and encodes 828 amino acids. Gene Ontology annotation, biological process: endocytosis; vesicle organization; Golgi to endosome transport. Gene Ontology annotation, molecular function: protein binding. Lineage: Eukaryota; Metazoa; Chordata; Actinopteri; Clupeiformes; Clupeidae. The record is from RefSeq and is a predicted model, not a curated record. Gene Ontology annotation, cellular component: membrane; Golgi apparatus. The transcript has 20 exons.
AUUUUAAGCAUUUGAUCAUUAUAGGACUAACUCAUAUUUUCGUUAUAGACACUGGCAAGCAAUAGAGUCUAUGACAGAAUGGCAAAAACGUGUUGCGGACCCAAGUCUGUGAAUAGCCUAUUAUGUAAAUCAGUUUACAUCCUGCCUCCGCCCAUACUGUCCAUCACUGUGGAACUGUGAGGUCGCGCAAGUACGAAAGUAGUCUGUCAGUCGCCAAUAGGUUGGACACUUGUCAGAGAUAUAGGUACAUCAAAAACAGUAUGCUCUGGAAAGUAACGGUUUGCUGUGGCGCUUGGUUACUGGUUCUGAUCUUCAGUGGUGCCAUCAGUGCAAAAUCCCAGCGCGAUCCCAGGACUGUGACUUUCACGCGGACGCUGCGCACUGAGAAGUUGGGUCAAGUGCGUUCCCGGAGCCGAAGGGAAAGCUGGUUUGGCGCGUCCAACUUUGCGUACUGCAGACAACCUUUAGAUCCAUCAGAACAUCAAACUCUGGACCAGAACACCCAUGAGACAGGGUUCCAUGGUGAUGAUGGAUCUAGCUUCACUUUAACAUGGGUUGGCGAUGGCACUGGAGUGAUUCUUGUUUUAUCCACCAUCAGUGGACCACUGGAUACAUUCUAUGAAGGAGGAUCCUCACGCCUCUAUCGGAGUGAGGACUAUGGAAAAACCUUUCACGAUAUCUCACACGUCAUCAACAACACGUUCAUUCGGAAGGACUUUGGGGUCAGUGCCGGACCUGGAAACUCAAAACAGGUGAUUCUCACAGCUGAUCUUCCUAUCACCAAGACUGAAGGGGGUGUCAUUUUCACCUCGGAAGAUACAGGCGUGUCCUUCACAUCUGUCAGUCUGCCUUUUCACCCUGCUCAGCCAAUCACCUUCAACUUCCAGAAUCCCAACUAUCUUGUGGCUAUAAGCACUGAUGGAGGCCUGUGGCUCUCACUGGACUUUGGGAACAGAUGGACGAAAGUCCACGAGGGAGCCCAUUCUUUUAUGUGGGGUGCAAACAUCACUCUUUACUUCAGCUACAGUCCCAACGGCACAGUUGAGGCUGAUCAAAGAGGAGAGCUGUUCUUGAAACGGACAAAGGAUCUUGGCCUGACUUUCACAACCAUUGCACAGAAUAUCUUCUCCUUUGGCUACAUAGGAGGGUUCCUCUUUACUUCAGUUAUGGAGAAACUGGGGUCACCACGUGUCAUCUAUGUAUCAUCUGACCAGGGGGACAAAUUCAACAAAGCUCAACUCCCCUCUGCCUCCACAGAACAGUUCUACUCUGUCCUGGAUGGGGAUGAAGACAUGAUCUUCAUGCACGUGGACAAACCUGGAGAGGACACCUACUAUGGGACGGUGUACACGUCAGAUGACCGGGGCAUCCUGUACUCCAAGUCUCUUGAGCGCCACCUGUUUGGUGGGGAGGGGAAAAGCGACUUCACAAACAUCACAUCGCUCAGAGGAGUUUACCUCACCAACGUACUGGAAGAAGAUGGCGGCAUUCGGACUGUCAUCUCAUUCGACAGAGGAGGAGAGUGGAGACUUCUGAAGAAGCCUGAGAAUGUCAAAUGUGGGGCGAAUGUUAAAAAGUGCAACCUGCACAUCCAUGGGGAGCACAGCCGCUACAACAACAUCACCCCAAUGCUGCCUCUCACUGACCCCACCGCCAUCGGACUGGUCAUCGCUCACGGCAGUGUGGGUGAGUCUAUGUCUGCGAUGCGGCCUGAUGUAUACAUCUCCAGGGAUGGGGGCUACACCUGGUUCUGCAUCCUGAAGGGACCCCAUCACUACAGCAUAUUGGACUCAGGUGGACUCAUUGUGGCUGUGGAGGCCCACAAGGAUCGGCAGAUCAACUCCAUAAAGUUUUCAACAGAUGAGGGUCAGUGUUGGAAGUCCUAUAAUUUCACUGACCACCCCAUAUUCUUCGCCGGUCUAGCGUCUGAACCUGGCAGUAAAACCAUGAACAUCAGUGUGUGGGGCUAUCGGCCAGAGGAUGAUGAUCAGCCCAUGUGGGUCGCCGUGACCAUUGACUUUGAGCGUCUACUCACCCGAGAGUGUCAAGAAAGGGACUACGUGACCUGGUUGGCUCACGCGACGGAGGGCGGAGAUUCAGAGACAGAUGGGUGUGUCCUAGGCUACAAGGAGACCUAUAGGAGGCUCAGAAGACUGGCCGUCUGCAGGAAUGGGCGGGAUUACGUUGUCGUCAGGAAACAGACACCUUGUCCAUGUACUAUGGAGGAUUACAUGUGUGACUAUGGUUACUAUCGUCAUAAGAACAGCUCAGAGUGUGUGAAACAGGCAGACUUCAAAGAAGAGACCCUCGAAGUGUGUGUGCAUGGAGUGGUGGAAACGCUUCAGACCUCUGGCUAUCGGAAGGUCCCCAGUGAUAAAUGUGAAGGAGGCUUCUCACCCCUGCGGCGGAUCAAUUCAGGUCAGAAACAUUGUGGGAAUGGCAGUCAGGCCUCGUCCAUCAGUCCCAAUCCUGAGAAACCUGUGGAUUCACUGAAGCUGAUUGUGGUGUGUGUGACCGUGGGUGUUGUCGCUGUGGUAAUUUCUGUGGCAAUUCUCAUCACUGUCAGGAAGAUGAUUUCAAGGCCAAGGCCACGUGCGUAUCUCUUCUCUGCCUUGCGGCUGCAGGAUGAUGAUCAGUGUAUUCACCCGGAGCCUGGAUCCCAGACCAGCAGCAACCGAGGAAGCUACCAGGCAGACUCAGAUGAUGUGUGUUUGAACGCACACCACAAAUAUUUAAUCUCUGAUUGAGAGCGAUAACAAUAGGUGUUACGACACACCCCAAAUGCAUAUAUUUACUUCCAAAUGCCCAGGUGACUUAUAAGAAAGGGCUGUAUUUGUUGGUGACACUGACAACCGUCCAAAAGACGUUUUUUUUUAUUAUUUUUUUUAAAUCAGCACAAUGGCUUUAGUGUCUUAAGUGAUACCUACAUCUGUUCUGCAACAGGAUAUCAAACUGCACUUUGCUGCUCUCAAAAUAAUACCAAAACACUUAAUCAAACUGAUCACAUAUUCUCAAAUGAAAACACAUAAUGAACACUACAUGAUAAUGACCAUGAUUUUAAACACUAAAUACUAGUAUACUACUGUAGAAAAGGCCUACCAAUAAUUACAAAAAUGUAUAUUUGAACUUGUCAUAAGGGGUUAAGGAUAAUGCACAUUGUUAUGAUUAUUGAUCAAAUAAAAGUCAAGUUAAAGGCUGUUAGCUACCUAGAAGUUAAUUAAGAUCAGAAAUCAGAAUUCACACAUGACCUGACAGCCCCUAAUGUUAUGUCUGUGAGGUUAUAGUUACAAUGUAAAUCCUUUUCCUUGAUUUGUCUUUCUUGUUGCUGUCCACAGGAGCUCAUUCAAUGAUCAAAUGUACAGAAAUGGGAUCUUCAGAUGAGCUAACUUCUAGAAUGAGCUACUCCAGGGUGACUUGCAAUCUUUGGAUUUCUUGUCUAGUCAUGGGGACACAGCUUGGUAGCUUGUCAUGCCUUUAUAAGGACAACUUUGAUGCAGAAAUGUGAAAUCGCAGUUAUCUAAACCAGAUAUUUAUUGCUCGACUUUGCUCGAGGCAAUAUUUGCUCGAGGGUUAUUUUCUAUUGAUAAUAUAUUCAGUUCUGUCUUGUGAGAGCAAUUUUGAGUAUACACUGUGUUUUUCACUCGCUAUGCUAUGUAGAGGUAACUUUUAAAGUAAUCGCUCAAUAAUGGAUCAUACGCCAAUGAUCUAAAUGUGAUCAAAACAAGCACUAGGCAUUGGAAUAUGAAAAAAACAAGCACUUGGCAUGAAGACACUUAAACAAUGUCAUGAGAUCAGAACUUAAAUGUAAUGUAAAUUUUACAACGGCAUUGAACACGAUUCAGCCAAUCAUAUUUAAGGACCGGAAGCAUUUUACAAAAUAAGUUUAUUGCAUCUACUGUGAAAAGAACAUGAUCUGUGGUGUCAGCUAUGCAAACUGUCAUUUAAAUAUUUUCAAACCAUAUCUGCAGGAAUAUGUUGAGACUGUUUCCUGUUUCCUGUUUUUUGUUUUUUCUUUCCCGAUAAAAAUGUUAGCUGGUCAAUAUAACUUCUCUGGCUGCAUGUAUUAUGAUAAGUGACGCUGUUUCAAUAAAUAUCCUUUCAACUGCU